Molecule: messenger RNA, 1302 nt
Organism: Aethina tumida (small hive beetle)
Lineage: Eukaryota; Metazoa; Arthropoda; Insecta; Coleoptera; Nitidulidae
Product: venom acid phosphatase Acph-1
Exons: 6
Coding region: 120-1238 (372 amino acids)
Biological process (GO): dephosphorylation
Molecular function (GO): phosphatase activity
Source: RefSeq, a predicted model, not a curated record
AUUUCUAGUUUAAUUUACACACGUGAAAAAAUUUUGGUAUAAAAUGCCACAGGAUGUGGCGAUUCGUUACCACUUUUAGUGUGUCAUUCUCUGCAACCAAAGCGUAACCCGAUAUUAUAAUGUUGGGUCGUCGGGUAACCAUUGCGAUCUUGGCUCUGUCUGUUCUUGUCUCCGGAACAUCUGGAGCAGCCAUCGAACGAGUUAGCAAAGACACACUCAUGCUCGUUCAUGUUUUGUUCAGACAUGGAAACCGCACAGCCGACAGCCAAGAAGAACUAUACCCGACCGAUCCUCAUUACAACAGGACCUACUUCCCAACCGGAAUGGGACAGCUCACAAAUGCUGGUAAAUUAAGGGAAUUUAACAUCGGUCGUGAAUUAAGAGCAACUUACAACGAAUUCCUCGGGGAUGUGGUCUAUCCUACUUUGGUAGACGCCAGGUCAACGGAUGUGAACAGGACUAAAGCCUCCUUGUUGUAUUGUCUUGCCGGCCUAUUUCCUCCAAAGGAUGAACAAGUUUGGAAUGGCGCCUUUGCCUGGCAGGCCAUCCCCACUUAUUAUCUUACAGUGCCAAACGACCAGGUUUUGGCAGGAAGACUUUGCCCCAACUACGAGUCAGCCUACGAGGAAUUCUCCAACUCUUUGCAACAACAGGCUGAAUAUGCAGAAUAUCAAGAUGUUAUGGACUAUAUUUCGGAACACUCUGGUCUAAAUAUCACCACGUUCAAACAAAUUUAUGCGAUGUACUUUGGAGUGUCCACUGAAGUUGAGAACGGAUUAUCUCAGCCCAAGUGGCUGAAAAAAGUUUGGCCCGACCAAAUUAGCCAACUUGCCGUCAAGUAUUAUCACGUAGCAACUGCUACCAAAACCUUAAAGCAGUUCCAAGCAGGUUUCCUCAUAAAGAAGAUAUUUGAAGAUUCAAUCGCAAAAAUUCUUGAAAACACCAAAAGCAAAUUCAAGAAAAAGUUGUACCUGUACUCCGCCCACGAGAUUAAUGUAGCUUCCUUGCUUUUAACUCUGGGAGUGUUUGAUGACGUCGUCCCGAAUUAUGGCUCAUAUGUGUCGUUUGAGCUGCACAAAAUCAACGGAGAAUAUGGAUUUAAGAUCUUUUAUCAAAAUUAUCUAACAGAUAAACCAAUUUUGUUAAACAUCCCAGGCUGUGGAGAAUUUUGUGUUCUAACAACGUUCUAUAAUUUAUUUUCGCAGUACAUGCCCCCAGAAAAUAUUUGUGGAUUCUGACAAUCUUAAUUUCCGUUUAAAUUGAUAUAUUCAAAUAGUAAUAAAGUUGCUAGAGUUCAGCAAA